AUGGCUGCUGCGUCUUGGGUGGCCUUCUUUGAUGUCCAAGCAGCUUCUCGAGCAGUCUGCAUUCUUCCGGCGCACGAAGCGCAUGCAGACGGAGAAUGGAAGCCACCAGGUCGCGCCCUGAAGCUGGACCCAUCAGCUGGAAGGUUGGCCUUGAGGAGAAGGUUCACGUCUGCCGAGCCAUGCAAGGGUAAGCAGCUGUACAUACGGAUCUUUUUCCACGAUGAGGGCGUCGAGUCUGAGCACUGGUUUGGCAUUGCCAGCAAACAUGGGACCUGUACAUUCGGUGUGUCUUCUAAAUGUGAUCAGUUCAUGACUACAAACGGAACUUGCCCGAGCGCGUCGGGCACGCAAGUCUUUCAAGUGGGGACACCUGCGGGAAUCAAUCGAAGUAAGGGAUGGCACAUAUUCGAAGCCUUGUUCGCCGAGAACAUGGUGACAUUGUCCAUUGAUGGCAAGGGCGUAUUUGCUGGAAUGGCAAAGGGAGCACGACAAUCAGCGGAAGAUCACCUUUGGAUUGUUGCGCAGACCGGUGCUCCUGCGUUCUGGGCCGCGCCAGAAGCCUUCCAAAUUCCUUCCGCCUGUAUGCUACCGAGUUGGCGACUUGGAAGGAUCCGCUGCCCAUCUGAUAAACAAACUGGACCUUGGGAAGUGAGAUCUGAAGAAUUUGGUCAAUGGAUGGAUGACAGCGACGGCCAGCUCUGGUACGUGACUGACGAAUGCAGCCCUGAUGUAACAUCUUUGCCUGGAAGCAGAGAGUCUGCAGAUGUUGCGAGUGUCUCAAGCCCUGAACCAACCGCAGCUGCGCCGGAAAGCAAACAAGCCACCAAGCAGCAGCGACAGACUGGCAAGUCACCUUCGCAGCCUGCAUUGCAAAGCCACAUGAUGUCCAAUCUCGAGUUUGUGGUACGGUGCGGUGGAGAACUGCAAAAGCUCAAUUCCUCGGCUUGUCAGCGUUCGAUCCCAUGGCUGCCUCCGUUUGCAAGAGUUGCGCGCCGCUACGCGUCUCCUGCACCGUUGGCUAGAGCCAGUAGUCGGCCUUCCACCUCACACUAG
Molecule: messenger RNA, 1053 nt
Organism: Symbiodinium pilosum
Lineage: Eukaryota; Dinophyceae; Suessiales; Symbiodiniaceae
Source: the annotation of a GenBank genome assembly